AUGGCGCUGCGGGUUCAGAGGCGUCAAUUUGUAGGGUACACCGUGUUCACCUACACAGCCGCGGCCUGGUCUGUACUCGACUGCUUACAACCGAGCUUAUCAUUCCUGGAUGCGUGCUUGAAGCUCUGCGAGGGCCUCAACCUGGUUGUCUUGUGCAACUUCGCCAUUGUCAAUAGUAUCUUGCUGUGGAAGGGCCUGACGCGGUUGCUGUUCGGGGAGCUGCGACUGCUGGAAUACGAGCACAUCUUCGAAAGACUGUCCUUUACGAUAGUAAACUGUUUCUUCAUGUCUUCAGCCUUUCCAGAGUACCAGUUCCUGACUGUUAUGAUACUUUUCGCUCUGCUCACAUUUAUCCGGGUGUUUCACUGGGUGCUCAAAGACCGCCUAGAGUACGUGUUUCAGCACACCGACGAGCGCACCAAUAUCGCUCGCCUAUUGUGUUCCCGGUUUUUCCUCAAUGUCAUUAUAUUCGCCGUUGUGGACUACCAGAUGGUCAGAUUUUGCCUGCGCAACUCGCUAACAAACAAGCAUGAUCCGUCCCCAAGCGCGCCUGUGUACAUUUUGUUCUGCGUCGAUUUCUCAAUGUUACUGGUUGAUGUGGCUGAGGUGGCUAUGAAGAGCGUGAUAAACUUGAUUGAGCUGAUUCAGUGCAAACGAGCAUUUGAGCGUGAUGGAGAUGAUUUUGUUGGUCUCGACGGCAAGUUCAUGUAUGAGAAGCUAGUUCAGCUUGUGUGCCAAGUGCUUAAAUUGGGACUCCGCGUCGCGUCACUGGCACCUUUCAGCAUGCCUCUUAUGAUUGCCAAAGACAUUAUAUGGGACGGAAUUGCCCUCUUUCACACGGGCAAGUCUGUUUGGCGCACUUGGAAAAGCAACCGCCAGAUUGACGAAAAGCUACCAGAUGUUACUGAAGCACAGCUAAAUGCCUCCGAAGAUAAGAUGUGCAUUGUUUGUAUGGAAGAUAUGUUGCCUCCAAGCGAGGCAACGAGCGCUAAGCACAAACCUAAGAAGUUGCCUUGCAACCACUGCCUUCAUCUUGGCUGCUUGAAAAGCUGGAUGGAAAGAUCCCAGACGUGUCCUAUAUGCCGUGUUUCAGUCUUCGAUAGCAAAGGCAACGUCGCGCUGCCCAAUCAAAACGCUGCACAGCAACCAAUUUCAGAAGAUGCAAGUGUUGCACAACAGCCGUUAUCAGCGGCAAAUGAGUCUAACUCGACGAGCCUGGCAUCUACCCAUACUGGAAGUUUGGGGGCUGUGUCAUCGAGCAAUCCAAACUUUCCAACCUGGUACACAUUUCCAGUCACUCUUUCUGAUAAUGAUGGCGCAGUUGACUUUAAAGUGAGAGACAUCAAUGGGGUCGAGAUCAACGCUAAGCUGAUUAUUAAAAAGCGCCCUGGUUUUGAUGUUCCGAAAGAACAAGACCAAGAGUCACAAAGAGUGGUCAUAAAUGACCCACCUGCUACUCAAUAUCAAGACAUUGAAAGACUAAAAAGGAGGAUUUCCGAGCUUGAGAAUAAGGUGGACGAAUUAACGAAAAAGGCAAGGACUGAAUGA
Molecule: messenger RNA, 1548 nt
Organism: Lachancea thermotolerans CBS 6340
Lineage: Eukaryota; Fungi; Ascomycota; Saccharomycetes; Saccharomycetales; Saccharomycetaceae
Gene: HRD1
Product: E3 ubiquitin-protein ligase HRD1
Exons: 1
Coding region: 1-1548 (515 amino acids)
Cellular component (GO): cytoplasm
Source: RefSeq, a predicted model, not a curated record